AUGUUAUUUCAAAUUGAUUGCUAAAAUAUAAAGCAAAGUAAACAGCUAACCUUGAUAAACGCAGCGAAAUACCCAAUUUUAGUUAGGAUCAGAGAAGACACUUCUUACACUGUCAUUCCUUCCUUUUCAUUGUUGAAAUUCAAUGAAAGAAAGAAUUUUUAGAUUCUGCCCAAAUACACUUCUAGACAAGAUAGCCGUCUGAAUAUUGAAGCCAUUCAAUUUGAUGAAACCAAACUUGAAACACUCGUAAUUUGAUUAUCCUCUAAUUCUAAGUCUGUUCCGCCGUUCUGGAAUGAAAGAAAUAAAGGUUCCUUACAGACUUAAUCUCAAUCUCUGUCAUUAUCCACAGAUAUCUAAGACUCCAAUGGAUUUGCCCACUAUAACAAGUCCCCAACCAUGAAUCAAAUCUUUCAUGACCAAAAUCAGGAGUACUCAAAUACAAAUGAACAAUAUGUCUAGUAAAUUAAAAAAAAAAUAAACGAUCAUGACAACCAUAGUAACUCUUUAUCAAGCAUUGCUUCUUAGCAAUCGAUACAAAGAAUGUGUUCACCCAAAAUAGCAGAUGACAAUAAAUUUCAACAGUCCUAUUCAUAAAAUAGGAAACAUUCCUUAAGUGAUUUCGAAUCAUAUGGAUAUAUGUCUACAACCCAAACCUAACAAUAAAUUCUCAAAAUGCCAAAUGAUUUCAAUAAUUUAUUAGAUCAGAUUGAUUCUUCUAAUGGCCCAAUUCUCAUUUAAUUACCCUCUUAACAAGAGUCUUAAACCCAAUCUCAACAUAACUUUCCUGAUAAUCAAUAAUAAGAUAUGAGUAUCAGUGAAACUACUUCUAUCUAAAGAUUCCAUUCUACAAAAUAACAAUUCCCUCAAUUAAAAAGAUCAAAAUUCAAUGAAAAAUCAAAGCUAAGAGUCUCAUACUCUCUUGUCCAUCACCCCAAAUCUCCAAUCAAUAAUUAACAUCAUUUGAAUAAAAAUAAGCAACUAGAGGACUAGUUAUUAAAAUAAAUUGUAAGUAUUUUAGGAUUUAUAUAGAACGAAUUGAAACAAAACAAAGAAGCAUUUCUACAGGAGCUGAAAAAAUUAGAAUUCUAAAUGCUAUUCAAUUGUAAGAAUGCAAAUACAAUUAACCAAUAACAUUUCUAUAUUUGGCAUAUACUUCUAACCAGUGUUAUAUGUCUUCUAAUCGGAAGCUUCAUGAAAAGAUUCAUCCCAUAAUUUUGA
Molecule: messenger RNA, 1218 nt
Organism: Paramecium octaurelia
Lineage: Eukaryota; Ciliophora; Oligohymenophorea; Peniculida; Parameciidae
Source: the annotation of a GenBank genome assembly